AUGAGCGCUGUACAAGAUCCGGUCAAUAUCAUCCCGGAGAGAACGAUGUUGGUCCCUAGUGUCUCUUCAGGCUCCGGAAUCAUGAAAACUGCAGUCUCAACUGCGGUCUCAACUGCAGAUCCACUGGAGAGGAAGGAUUUGCCUGUGGAUUUCAAAGUAUUUAGGCGCUGCAUUCGAGCGCCCAGUGACCCGUUUACCGGCGUCAUCAGCUCGACGGCCUCCACUUCCUUCUUCCUGACCAGGCCUCUGUAUAUCUACCUCGAGAUGGAUGAGAGUUCGACACCCGAAUCCUCAGCAAAGUGUCUUUCCUACUCUAUUGAAAGAAUAACCGUCGACCAGACCACCACGCUACCUGUCGAGUCUCUAAUGGUGGACGUGGUGAAACUAGAGAGGGAGAUAUCAUAUCCACUCCCGACAGACAGGGUGCUUUUUCUCACAGCUCACGAUAUCGCAGUGAAGAUCGUGUGCAAGCGAUGA
Molecule: messenger RNA, 477 nt
Organism: Penicillium samsonianum
Lineage: Eukaryota; Fungi; Ascomycota; Eurotiomycetes; Eurotiales; Aspergillaceae
Exons: 1
Coding region: 1-477 (158 amino acids)
Source: RefSeq, a predicted model, not a curated record